This is a messenger RNA of Perca flavescens (yellow perch), 696 nucleotides long. RefSeq names its product placenta-specific gene 8 protein. The coding region runs from base 25 to 519 and encodes 164 amino acids. The record is from RefSeq and is a predicted model, not a curated record. The transcript is spliced from 5 exons. Lineage: Eukaryota; Metazoa; Chordata; Actinopteri; Perciformes; Percidae.
AGGGUGUAGGUGUAGGUGUGUUUGAUGACCUUGUUGUCAGGAAUAUGUACGUGCAAUAAUACAGAGAUAGAGUCUGAAACCAUACUAGUCACCUGCUUUGAUCGGUUAUAUAUCGACUCGCGCUGCCACCGGUUUCAGUCUGUCGUCCAGGAGCCUCUCUGGUCAGUUUCACCGUCCUUUAACCAUCUGAGUAUUGUUCUGAUCAUGGCUGUGACCAACCAACCAGGCAGCUACACACCCUCGGAGUUCCAGACAGGCCUGUGUAAUUUCUGCGAUGACUGUGGAACUUGCUGCUAUGGUCUGUGCUGCUACCCGUGCCUCGGCUGCACAAUCGCCAGCGACAUGAACGAGUGCUGCCUGUGUGGUCUGACCAUGGCGAUCCGCAGCGUCUACAGGACCAAAUACAACAUCAGAGGGUCACUGUUUACGGACUUUAUGGUGCACAUGUGCUGUCCGGUGUGUGCCACCUGCCAACUGAAGAGAGAUAUCGACCGCAGGAAGGAGCAAGGCAUUUUCUGAACAGCUACAAUCCUCUGAAGGAAAUGACAUUCAUCUCUUCCAGUCAGUUAAACAUUAGUCAGCUGCCUGGGACACAACCUGGGAGUGGAAAACAUCAACAUGAUUUAUUGUUACAGUUAUAAAAUAAUGUUUUAAAAGUUGUAUCUGUGCUGUCGUCUGCAGUUGACAGGAUGUGGA